This is a messenger RNA of Mastomys coucha (southern multimammate mouse), 3727 nucleotides long. It is a transcript of the gene Gpcpd1, whose product is annotated as glycerophosphocholine phosphodiesterase 1. The transcript is spliced from 21 exons. The record is from RefSeq and is a predicted model, not a curated record. Bases 218 to 2263 code for a protein of 681 amino acids. Gene Ontology annotation, molecular function: starch binding; glycerophosphocholine phosphodiesterase activity. Lineage: Eukaryota; Metazoa; Chordata; Mammalia; Rodentia; Muridae. Gene Ontology annotation, biological process: glycerophospholipid catabolic process.
UUCGACCCCGCCCCGCGGGGAGGGCUGGCAGUUUAGUCUAGGGCAGCUGAAACCGGUUUGCGAGGCUGCUGUAGCUGGGCUCGGUGCUGCCUCGGGCCACCUAAGGGAGCGCUGGCGAGGCGCUGACACUCGGCUCGGUCGGCCGCGGCCCAGGCUCUCGGCGCGGCGCGGAGCGGAGCAGAGCGGCAGCAGAAAUCCUUAAAGUAAUUCCAUCAAAAUGACACCUUCUCAGGUCACUUUUGAAAUAAGAGGAACUCUUUUACCAGGAGAGGUCUUUGCAAUAUGUGGAAGCUGUGAUGCCUUGGGAAACUGGAAUCCUCAAAAUGCUGUGGUUCUUCUUAAUGAGAACGAGACAGGGGAAAGUGUGUUAUGGAAAGCAGUGAUUGCUCUCAGUAGAGGAAUAUCAGUGAAGUACCGCUACUUCAGGGGCUGCUUUCUAGAGCCAAAGACUAUCGGUGGUCCAUGUCAAGUCAUAGUUCACAAGUGGGAGACUCAUCUACAACCACGAUCAAUAACCCCUUUAGAAAGUGAAAUCAUCAUUGACGAUGGACAAUUUGGAAUCCAUAAUGGUGUUGAAAAACUGGAUUCUGGAUGGCUUACAUGUCAGACUGAAAUAAGAUUGCGUCUGCAUUUUUCUGAGAAACCUCCUGUCUCAAUUACCAAGAAAAAGUUCAAAAAAUCUAGAUUUAGGGUAAAGCUUACAAUAGAGGGUCUGGAGGAAGAUGAUGAUGAUGAUGAUAAGGUAUCUCCCACUGUCCUUCACAAAAUGUCCAACAGCCUAGAGAUAUCCUUAAUAAGUGACAAUGAAUUCAAGUGCAGGCACUCACAGCCAGAAUGUGGGUAUGGCUUACAGCCGGAUCGUUGGACAGAGUACAGCAUACAGACAAUGGAACCAGAUAACCUGGAACUCAUCUUUGACUUUUUUGAGGAAGAUCUCAGUGAGCAUGUAGUUCAGGGUGAUGUUCUUCCUGGACAUGUGGGCACAGCAUGCCUCCUGUCAUCUACCAUUGCUGAGAGUGGGAGAAGUGCCGGAAUCCUUACUCUUCCCAUCAUGAGCAGGAAUUCCAGAAAGACUAUAGGCAAAGUCAGAGUUGAUUUUAUCAUCAUCAAGCCAUUACCCGGAUAUAGUUGUUCUAUGGAGUCUUCAUUUUCGAAGUAUUGGAAACCAAGAAUACCAUUGGAUGUUGGACAUCGUGGUGCUGGGAACUCAACAACAACUGCCAAGCUAGCUAAAGUACAGGAAAAUACUAUCGCUUCUUUAAGAAGUGCUGCCAGUCAUGGUGCAGCAUUUGUAGAAUUUGAUGUCCACCUUUCAAAGGACUUUGUGCCUGUGGUGUAUCAUGAUCUUACCUGCUGUUUGACUAUGAAAAGGAAAAAAUUUGUGCAUACACAGAAAGUUGAAGCUGAUCCAGUUGAACUGUUUGAAAUUCCAGUAAAAGAAUUAACAUUUGACCAACUCCAGUUAUUGAAGCUUUCUCAUGUGACCGCACUAAAAACCAAAGACCACAGACAAUCUUUCUCUGAGGAGGAAAAUGCCUUUUCUGAAAACCAGCCAUUUCCUUCUCUUAAGAUGGUUUUAGAAUCAUUGCCAGAAAAUGUAGGAUUUAAUAUAGAAAUAAAAUGGAUUUGCCAACACAGGGAUGGAGUAUGGGAUGGCAACUUAUCAACAUAUUUUGAUAUGAAUGUGUUUUUGGAUAUAAUUUUAAAAACUGUUUUAGAAAAUUCUGGGACGAGGAGAAUAGUAUUUUCUUCAUUUGAUGCAGAUAUUUGUACAAUGGUUCGGCAGAAGCAAAACAAAUAUCCCAUAUUAUUUUUGACCCAAGGAAAGUCUGAUAUUUAUCCUGAACUCAUGGACCUCAGAUCUCGGACAACACCCAUUGCAAUGAGUUUUGCACAGUUUGAAAAUAUCUUGGGAAUAAAUGCCCAUACUGAAGACCUCCUUAGAAACCCAUCCUAUGUCCAAGAGGCAAAAGCUAAGGGAUUGGUUAUAUUCUGCUGGGGUGAUGAUACCAACGAUCCUGAAAACAGAAGGAAACUGAAGGAAUUUGGAGUAAAUGGUCUAAUAUAUGAUAGGAUAUAUGAUUGGAUGCCUGAACAGCCAAAUAUAUUCCAGGUGGAGCAGUUGGAGCGCCUGAAGCAAGAAUUGCCAGAGCUUAAGAACUGUUUGUGUCCCAGUGUUAGCCACUUCAUCCCUUCUCCUUUCUGUGUGGAGCCUGAUAUCCAUGUGGAUGCCAACGGCAUUGAUAAUGUGGAGAACGCUUAGUUCCUAGUGCACAAAGGACAUUUAGGGGUACAUCGCUGCUCUGAUGAUGUUCACUUUUCACCAUUGAGCACUGCUGUUGCCUCUUAGGUUUCUCAGUCCAAUGAAGCAAUAAUGAAGUAUUUUAUUAUUUCAUUUAUAGUUCCCGCAAGAAUAUCAAGUAUGCUAUUUAUCACUUGUCCAGGUAUAAUUACCAACCAGUCUCUGUACAAUGAGAAAAUAUACUGUUAAACAUUUCAAUGAGAUAUCCAAGCCUAUAAUGGUGAAUCUUCAUUAAAAGCAUAAUACUUGGAAAUUAACUAUAUAAAUAUCUCAUUUAAAGUUCAGGCUUUUCAUUUGAUUAAGUCUUAAAUCUCCAGUGCUUGAGAAAAAUGACUGCAUAAUUAUACCUGACCAUGGAAAAACUAAGUACCUCAAUGCAUGCAUUUGCACUGGUGGCUCCAGCUGCACACAUCUGUGUCAUCCAUGUACAUAGGUAUCUUUACAUGGUUGAUAGGAACUUGCACCAUUUUCCUUUAAUAUAAACCUCAGAUUGCUGCCAUUUCCCACUUGACCCAAACCAGCCUGCAGAUGAACCUCAAAACUUGUUUCACAAACAAUUCAAAGCUAUUCAAGUUCCAGAAUGCUGCAGGGUAACUUAAUGUAUAAAGCAUUUGUAAAACGUACAUAUUGCAUAUAUAGUAGUGUAGAUCAGAAUGUAUAAAUUUGACUCAAUGCAUGCUUUUGGUUUUAAGCAUGAGAUUGCACAUGUUUACUGUUAAGUCCUUGCAUCUGGUGCUAGGUGAGUGAGAUGUUAAGGACAUAAAAUAUUUUGUCGCCUAAAAAAACAAAGUCUGUUUUAGACACUUUGAGUAUGCUUAUUUAGUGUCUCACUACCUAGUAAAUGUAAUUGCUGUGUGUGUUACACAGCAGUUAAGUUCCCAUGCAGAAAAAUAAAUGUCCUGAAUUCUCAAAUUGGUAUUCUUUAUUGUUUAAUAUAUAUCAUGUAUGUAAUUUAUUUAGGAAUGUAGAUCUUACUGUAUAUAAAUGCAUGCUUUUAGGAUUAUACUAAGAUUUCUUUAGAAGCAGAUUGUAUUGAUAAAACUGUAACUUCAAAAUGAAUGUUAAAUAAAAUGACAGAUUUAUUUUUUCCUCAUCUUAAAAUGAAAUUUCAAGAAGGUAUUUUAUAGAAUGGUUUUAUAAUGGUAUUCUGCCUGACAAAUAGAAAUUUUAUUCUGCUUGUGGGCCGGCUCACUACACUUUCUGUGUCCUGCUGAGGCAGUCUGUUCAUGUAUCGACAUUUGAUAGAAGCUAAAAACGUAAGAUAAGACAAGUUGUACCUUUUUUUAAUUAUUUUUUUAUUUUUUGAGACAACCUAUGUAGUCCUGGCUGUCCUGGAACUGAACUCACUGUGUAAGCCAGUUGGCUUUGAACUCUCAGAUACAUCUGCCUCUGCCCCCUAAAUGGUAUUAAAGUCAUAUGCCACCA